Messenger RNA from Dufourea novaeangliae, 1295 nucleotides. RefSeq names its product tyrosine-protein phosphatase non-receptor type 7-like. The coding region runs from base 406 to 1026 and encodes 206 amino acids. The transcript is spliced from 5 exons. Lineage: Eukaryota; Metazoa; Arthropoda; Insecta; Hymenoptera; Halictidae. The record is from RefSeq and is a predicted model, not a curated record. Gene Ontology annotation, biological process: protein dephosphorylation. Gene Ontology annotation, molecular function: protein tyrosine phosphatase activity.
ACGAGAUUCAACUAUGGCGAACGAUGUCGUCCAGUAUCCCUGGAUGCGUAUAGCGUCGACAGUGUCUCCGCGUACAACAGCGUCAGACGCAAAGGGGUGGCCAGAUCUUCGAAAAGGAGCUAUGGGAAUCCCACGUUUGAGGAUUCGAGCGCCAUACCGUCCCAUCCCUUGAAUUUUGCCGGGCUUUCAUCUUUCUGCAAUGACGUUAAUGCAAUCAACGAGGAAUUCGCCGGUAUUCCACAAGUUUCGGCGAAGAUAGACGAGCUACCGACCGGCGCUGAACUGAAGAAUAGAUACGCAAACGUGAUACCGCUUCCGGAGACAAGGGUGCCGCUUCAAAAAAUUAACAACGAUCCACUUACGGAAUACAUUAAUGCCAGUUACGUCAGGGGACCAAAAAACGCGAUGAGAUACUAUAUCGCUUGUCAAGCACCAAUGGAUGCGACCAUUACCGACUUCUGGAGGAUGAUCUGGGAGCAACAGUGCAAAGUGAUCAUCAUGCUAACUGAUCUCGUUGAGAACGGGGUAGAGAAAUGUACCGAGUACAUACCACCCUCGGAAAUAACGGAUUGCCACCGGUUAUACGGUGAUUUCCAAGUUACUUUAAAGAAGAGAGAAACCAAAGAAAAAUAUGCCAUUUCCACGCUUCAUUUAAAGAAUCUGGAGAACAACACAUUCCGAGAGGUGUAUCAUAUUUGGUAUUUGUGGCCUGUCAAUGGCGCACAGUCGGACGGAGCGGGCUUGAUAGCCGUGCUCCUCGAGGCGAGGGCACUCCAAAGGGGUGGCCCUGGACCCAUUGUUGUCCACUGUAGUCCCGGCACUGGACGCACGGGAACGUUAAUAGCUCUUGACCUAGGAAUUAGACAAUAUGAGAUUACGAGGACUGUGGACGUGCCAAGGGUCAUUUACACUAUCAGACGGGAUCGUGCUGGGGCUGUUCAGACGAAAGAACAAUAUGCUUUCAUUUAUAAGGCGUUAAAUUUGUACGCGACCAAACUAGCUGGCGGUGUGUUGGAUUCAACGUGAAUUACUCGAGUAGAUUACAAAAACGUUCUCCAACGAGGACAACACUUAAAUCGAAGAAGGAAUCUGCUGUACCAAUGAAGGGUAGAGAAAAACACGUCACGGAAAGCGAUACAAAGCACGAGAUUAUGCAACACUCGAGAUCCUAGAAUUAUCGAAAUAGAAAAAUACUACACGAUAAUCGAUCGAAAAAAGGCGACUUGUGAUACGUGGACCAUUCUGACGAUCAUAUAUCGCGUCAGAUUUUUACUUGAUUUACUAGGAACAAGACG